CGGCUAGAGGCGCCCAGACUUGCCCUCCCGGUCUUGACUUCCGGCGGAAGUGACCUCCGUGGCCCGUGCCCUUUUCUUACUACAUGCGCGGGCACCUGGUACCGGUACUCGGUACUCGGGGCAGGAGUAAAGACCGGAAUGGCGGCCGCCACCCUCCUGCGCGCGACGCCCCUCUUCAGCGGUUUUGGCGCCGGCCCAGCCCCGUUACUGCAGGGUCUGUUGCGGCCGCUUAAGAUCUCGGCAUUGCCCGUAUUGUGCCGCGGCCUGGCCGUGGAGGCCAAGAAGACCUAUGUGCGCGACAAGCCCCACGUGAACGUGGGUACCAUCGGGCAUGUGGACCACGGCAAGACCACACUCACCGCGGCCAUCACGAAAAUAUUAGCCGAGGGAGGUGGGGCCAAGUUCAAGAAGUACGAGGAGAUUGACAAUGCCCCGGAGGAGCGCGCUCGAGGCAUCACCAUCAACGCGGCCCACGUGGAGUAUAGCACUGCCGCCCGUCACUAUGCCCACACUGACUGCCCCGGGCAUGCAGAUUAUGUUAAGAAUAUGAUCACGGGCACUGCCCCGCUAGAUGGCUGCAUCCUGGUGGUGGCAGCCAACGACGGCCCGAUGCCCCAGACCCGAGAGCACUUACUACUGGCUAAACAGAUUGGAGUAGAGCACGUUGUGGUAUACGUGAACAAGGCAGAUGCUGUCCAAGAUGCCGAGAUGGUGGAGCUGGUGGAGCUGGAGAUCCGGGAACUGCUCACUGAGUUUGGCUACAAAGGGGAGGAGACCCCAGUCAUUGUAGGCUCUGCCCUCUGUGCUCUCGAGCAACGUGACCCUGAACUAGGCCUGAAGUCUGUGCAGAAGUUGUUGGAUGCUGUGGACACUUACAUCCCAGUGCCCACCCGAGACCUGGAGAAGCCUUUCCUGCUCCCUGUAGAGUCAGUUUACUCUAUUCCUGGCCGGGGCACAGUGGUGACAGGCACACUAGAGCGUGGUGUGUUGAAAAAGGGAGAUGAGUGUGAAUUCCUGGGACAUAGCAAGAACAUUCGCACUGUGGUAACAGGCAUUGAGAUGUUCCACAAGAGCCUGGAGAGGGCAGAAGCAGGAGAUAAUCUUGGAGCCUUGGUUCGAGGAUUGAAGCGGGAAGACCUGAGGCGUGGCCUGGUCAUGGCUAAGCCAGGUUCCAUCCAACCCCACCAGAAGGUGGAGGCACAGGUUUAUAUCCUCAGCAAGGAGGAAGGUGGCCGUCACAAACCUUUUGUGUCCCACUUCAUGCCUGUCAUGUUCUCCCUCACUUGGGACAUGGCCUGUCGUGUCCUCUUGCCUCCAGGAAAGGAGCUGGCCAUGCCCGGGGAGGACCUGAAGCUCAGCCUAAUAUUGCGGCAGCCAAUGAUCUUAGAAAAAGGGCAGCGUUUCACCUUGCGGGACGGCAACCGCACUAUCGGCACUGGCCUCGUCACGGACACGUCGGCCAUGACAGAGGAGGACAAGAACCUCAAGUGGAGUUGAGUCUGGACCUCAGGUGGUCUGUUCAGGCUGGCCAGUGUCAUCUGCUCCUGGUGCCCCCUCCCGAGGGCACACGCUGCAGCCCGGUACAGUGCUGCUAGACCGACACUUCCCGGUGGAAGGGCCAUGGUCUGCCGGGGAGGUGGUCAAUAAACUGUUCUGUGAAU
Messenger RNA from Condylura cristata (star-nosed mole), 1661 nucleotides. It is a transcript of the gene TUFM, whose product is annotated as Tu translation elongation factor, mitochondrial. Gene Ontology annotation, cellular component: mitochondrion. The record is from RefSeq and is a predicted model, not a curated record. The transcript has 10 exons. Gene Ontology annotation, molecular function: GTPase activity; translation elongation factor activity; GTP binding. The coding region runs from base 139 to 1497 and encodes 452 amino acids. Gene Ontology annotation, biological process: mitochondrial translational elongation. NCBI's taxonomy places the organism in Eukaryota, Metazoa, Chordata, Mammalia, Eulipotyphla, Talpidae.